Messenger RNA from Aspergillus udagawae, 1485 nucleotides. RefSeq lists its product as uncharacterized. The record is from RefSeq and is a predicted model, not a curated record. The coding region runs from base 1 to 1485 and encodes 494 amino acids. The transcript is spliced from 4 exons. Lineage: Eukaryota; Fungi; Ascomycota; Eurotiomycetes; Eurotiales; Aspergillaceae.
AUGACACCAGGACAGACAAUUACCAUGUCUGGAUCUGUCACCACAUUGCCAGGAUCAACUAUUGUUCAAACCACUACUCUUCCCGCCGUCACCACGACAGAUAAACAAACGGUUCCAACAACUCUGCCCGGAGCAACAAUUGUCACUACCAUCACCAAGCCAACCACAACACUGCCUGGAUCGCGAUCAGUUGAGACUGUGUCGGUGACUGUCGUCCAUGGUACUACCAUUUUCAAUACACUAACAUUGGCUGGGUCUGAUAAAACUAUAUCCAUCACUGGUCCACCUGCAACUACAACUCAGACAGGAAACGCUGUGACAGUACCCGGAACCACCACAACGCUAUCCAUCUGUCCCACCCUCAGCAUCAACCCCACUUAUACUCCGGCCGCUCCGCUUCCAAGGAACUACACCUGGGGCUGCCCACCAGGCUACGUCUGUAAACCCAAACACACAGGUGCCGACGCAGGCUGCAACAUCGAAGCAGGUCUGCCAGCGGAGUCAUAUGUCUGCAGUCCGGACGAGUGUAUCAAGAGCCCGCCCUUCAUCCACGACCAGUACUGGGGCAUGCCAGUAGAGUCCAAUGAGAUCGGGUCAACCUACAACGUCUCAAAGGACUACUUCAACCUCGACCCAGAGAUCUUCGGUCUGAACUACUCCAUCUUCCGUAUCCCGGAUCUCAAGCCGGGCGACGACCACUACUACAUCCGGUCCUCUCGCCGGUCAUUGGGCAAACUACUCACCCGGCAGUCGAUUGGAGUAUCCACCGUGCCUGGCGCUUGCUUCGACGAAUGCAACGACGCAGCAUUAGAGGUUGUAUCCACCGGCAAGACACCGGAAAUCUGCAACGCCGGAUCGGCUUUCGACAUCUCCCUUGGUCACUGCGAGAAGUGCUGUAGCACUCACAAGACCGCUACCUCUGCCAGCUUUGAGCAAAAGGUUCUGCCGAACUUUCAGCAGUUUCUAAACUUCUGUAAGGGAUUGGGGAGUUCUUCGGCUACCACUGCUGCUGCGGAUACAGUCAGUUCGACUACCACCCGUAGCCGAGCGUCUACGACAACAGGAACAACAUCAACACAGACCGGCACCAAGGGUAACGAUGCGUCAAGCACAGCGGCAGCUACAAGCUCUGCUGAACCGACAGCAACGUCCUUACCGCCGUCUCAGCACGCAACUCCACCACACUCGACAACAGAGCAUGAGCCAGCCACCGCGAGUGAUACCGCUACCGGUACUGCGUCCAGUUCAUCAACCAGGUCAGCAACUGGUCCGGCUUCGGGAAAGACUCCACAAAGCUCUUCCACUAGCAGUGACACUGGUGAAAGCGGGGCGAAUUCAUUGUCUCACGGACUGACGGGUACACAUUCCGGAGCAAGUCCAUCUGCAUCCGGGUCACUUUCUACAGGCGCGGCAAGUCCCCAGACAGGGCCAUCUCAUUGGAGUAUUCUGGCUCUCGUGUUUGCAGUCGUGGGUUUCCAUAUUUGA